UAAUAAGAUUAGUUCAAAAUGUGAGCGAAUUCGCAAAGCAGAAGUGGUUCACUGUUUUCACCGUCGUGAGUGUUCAAUAAUUACUCUUUUUCUGAAACAAAUACUUAUAGAGUAAUUAAUAAAUAGGCAAAAAAUAACUGAAAAAUGAAUACCGGCGGUGGAGCAGGCGUUGCCGACGACAACACGAGCAGCUCCUCUUUCUUGCAACUGAGCCACGAGGUGUGGCGGCGAUACCAGCAUCUCCUCGACAAAUCGACGCCGCUGGUGCUGUACCGAUGGAUCUUCCUGGCGGCGAUCGCGGCGGUAUUCGCGCUGCGCAUCUACUUCGUCCAGGGUUUCUACAUCAUCACCUACGGCCUUGGAAUCUACAUCCUGCAGCUUCUGAUCGCAUUCCUCUCGCCGCAGGUGGACCCCGAGAUCCAGCGGCUCACCGACGGCCCCGCCCUCCCCACGCGCGCCUCCGAGGAGUUCCGCCCCUUUGUCCGCCGCCUACCUGAGUUUAAGUUCUGGCAUUCGCUUAUAAAGGCUUUUGGUGUUGCUCUAUUGUUGACAUUCUUCAGUGCCUUUGAUGUGCCCGUAUUUUGGCCAAUUCUUAUGUUUUACUGGUCAGUUCUGUUCUUUUUAACUAUGAGGAGGCAAAUCAUGCAUAUGAUCAAGUAUAAAUAUGUCCCUUUCACAUUUGGGAAGCAGCGUUAUGGGAAGAAGGCAGCUCCUACUGACGAGGCAAACACCAGAAGAUCAUAGUUCUUAAGGUAGAUCAGGGCAUUAGAAUUUUGAAGAUACACAUGUUUCAGUUAAAUUUUGAUUUUUAAGUGCUGUACUCCUUUUGUAUUCAUGUCUCAUGAGUUGGCAUCAGCAAUUGAUUCUUUAGGUGACUAGUGAAUGUUCUUGAAGAUCAUUUCUAUAUGGUUGGCGCUAUGUAAACUUUCCUGUUCAACUACAUGUCUAUGCCCUGUCCUGUCUUGAAAUAGUGUAUGAAUAUUUUAAAGAUAUUUAUGCAUCUCAUAGUAA
Salvia splendens (bonfire salvia) is the source of this 1011-nucleotide messenger RNA. Its product is annotated as protein RER1A. The record is from RefSeq and is a predicted model, not a curated record. The transcript is spliced from 3 exons. Lineage: Eukaryota; Viridiplantae; Streptophyta; Magnoliopsida; Lamiales; Lamiaceae. Gene Ontology annotation, cellular component: Golgi membrane. Bases 145 to 744 code for a protein of 199 amino acids. Gene Ontology annotation, biological process: protein retention in ER lumen; retrograde vesicle-mediated transport, Golgi to endoplasmic reticulum.